AAAUUAGAUUUUUUGUUAAUAGUCUAAUUUGUGAUAAAAAAUAAAUACUCUUUAAUAACUAGAAGACAACAUAAAUAGUUAAUUAAUUUUUAAGCUGUAAUAGGUGUUUAUAAAAUGAACUUGUUUAUCAAAUAGAAAGAGCUUAAUGCUUAAGAGAAUGAUAAAUAUCUUGCAAUUUAAGAAUUUAAAUGCAAUGUUUCUCCUUCUAAUUUAGAUGCUGAGGACAUAGCUAUACAUUAAAACGACUAAACACAAUAAUAAAUUAUUCAAGAUAAAUUAGAAAUAGUAUUUGACAUAUCAUCUCAUGAUAGCAAGAAUAACAAUGAAGCUUCUAAUUAGAUUUCCGAAAAUUCUUUUAUAAAUACUAAGAAAUAGAAAUCUUAAAGAGUGUCUAAAGGACCUAAUAAUGCAGGAGUCGAGUCACUUAUUUAUUCUUAGAGUAGUUGCAAUGUUGUGAAAGAUAGAAGAUUCGACAGUCAAAGAUUUUCAGAGCCUAAAUUUAGGGAGAGCAUUUAAAAGCGAGUUGAUUAGAAUAUUUUGAAACAUAGCGAAGAUAUAUUAGCUAAACAAAGUAACAAUGAGACAUUAACCAUUAACAGGUAGCUUUCUUAAGACGUUAACAGACUAAUAUAGCUUGAUUAAAGUCCAAAAUUUACAACUUACCGAAGACAAAAUACACUUCGAAAGGCCUGGCAAGUUCUAAUUUUGCUGAUAAAAAUUGUUAAAAAUUUUAAAUUGCAGGAAUAACUUGAGAGAAUCAGUCCAUUUGUUGGAGAUAAAUCGCAUCAAUAAUAGGAUUAAUAAAAUGGUUAAAAAUUAGAUAAGAAAAAGUCUUUUGUAUAAAAAGUCAAGGAAUAAAAAAUUUAAUUGAUUUAAAAUAAUAGAUAAAUUAUUAACUAGUAUUAAAAAUAGCAAAAGUAAUUAAUCCCAUAAAUAUAGUAAACUUUUCCUUAAUUCUGCCUUGCUUCUUUUAUUUAUGAUUUUGUUUCUAUAGUUAUUGCUUUCUUGUCUUUGGUAUACUAUAGUGCACUGCUUAUUAUACAGCCAUCUCUUUCAAGCAAAAAUAUAUUCUUUAGAUAGAUUUUUUCUGGAUUUUUUAUUGCUUUCUACAUAACAGAUAUAAUCAAAGAGUUAAUGCCUAUAUCUUUAUCACACCACCAAAAUAGAUUCGCUUAAAUCCUUAUUAGUUUAAAAGCCUACACUAAAUUUUAGUUUUUUUUUGAUAUUAUUAGUUUUUUUAGUAUUAUUACAGUAGAAGUAAUAUAUCCUGAUAUUAUUACUAAUUAUUAUAUUGCUAUCAUAUUUGUAUUAGGUUUUUUGCUUUUUAAAUUCUUCACAAUAGUUAACAAAUGGUUAAAGAUAUAAAGUUAUUUUUUAUACUCUCAAAGGUUAAGCUCAAGCUUAAUGAUAGUAAAACUCCUAUCAUAAUUUUUAAUCUUACUUCACUCCUUUACAAUAGCAUAUUUUAUUGUGGGGUUUUACUUUAAAGAUAGCCAAAAUAAUUCAUGGCUAAACUAAUCUAGAUAAGAUGAUGAGUAGAAUUUAUUGAUUAUUUAUGCAUAUUCUUUUUAAUCUUGCUAUCUUCAGCUGUUUCACCAAAUAAUUUAUUUACCACAAACAUAAUACGAGAUUUACUUCUUUUUUAUGCUGCAAUUUAUUUUUUGCAUUUACUUCAUCUACCUUAUUGAUUAAAUUUUUUAUAACAGAAAAUUCAGUAACGAAUACUAUUAAGAGUUUACUACUAUCAGUAAAUAUAUAGGAGAAAAGAAUAUGGGCUUAUAGCAAAAAAUAGAGUUAUUCAAUCUCAUUAAAGUUAAAAAAGAAAAGGAUUAAUAUGAAAAGAGUAUCUAAAUUUACAAGUAGUAUUCAUAAAAUAUUUCUAAACAUCUUUAAAAAUAUUUUCGUAUGGUUUAUUUUGAGCAGCUUGUCAAGCAAGAUAUUCUUUAUCCCCUUUUUUCCAAGCAUAUUUUAAAGAAAUCUUGUAAAAUUGUAGAGGAGGUUUUUAAAAAUGAUAAGGAAGUAAUUUAUGAUGAAUAUAACGAUGAAGAAAUUAGCCUAUUUAUUAUUAUUGAAGGUGAAGUUUCAAUUUAUUUGUAGCAUGAAAAUCCUUCUGAGUUAUUGUUAGAGUCUCAAAAUUUUCCAAAGCUUAAAAAGUUUUCAUUAAUAGGAUAUUCUUCUUUUUUCUCUGGCAUGAGGAAAAGGUACAUCUACAAAGCUCAUGAGAAAGUGAGACUAUUGAGAAUUCCAAGAGAUGCAUUUAUAAAAAUUUUAUAGAAAUCUUCUGAAGCAGAUUACUAAAAAUUUUGUGAAUUAAAAGACAGAAUAUUGUUUGAAGAUAAUACGGACUGGUAAUAAAAAACAAGUUCAAUUCACUUUAGAGAAAAUUUAAGCUAGCUAUGCUUAGUAUGUCAAUCAUCUACUCAUGAUAUUUCUGAAUGUAAUAAAUGCCACUUCAUUAUGGACAAACUAUUCUUGUUUUCACAAGAAAAAGAAAAGCAAGUAGCAAGAGUUAUCUUUUAAAGAAAAGUUUAUAAAAACACAAAUUAGCUUAAAUUAUUCAAUAAAAUGUAAAUUGUUUAACAGAAAUUCUUAAGUAGUAACAAAUCCCUUUUAAAUUUCUACUAUUCUUCAUAUUUGCAAAAUAAGAAUUUAAACAAUCAAACAUAUUUGACAUCAUUUAAGAAUAUAACAACAAAUAAUAACAUAAGCGCAAAUAUUAACUAAGCAGCAAAUUCAUAAUCCUCUUUUGUUAUGUCUGAUAAUUAGAUUCAAUUAAAUUAGAGUAAAUUUGCUAAUGGUAUGAUAACCUCAGAUACCAACAAAAAUGCAAGCAAUAGAUUACUGCAAUAGAAUAAUGCAUCACCAAGUAUAUCAGUUGUUGCCAAAGACAGAUCGUUCUCUAUCCAAUCGCUUAAAAAUGUUUAAAUGCCUGAAUCUAAUAAAUCACCUGUGCCAGAAAGUUAAUUUAAAUCGAACAGCUCCAAUCAGCAUUUAAGACAAUAGGCACAACCUAUUUAGACAGUAAUUUAAGAAGAAUCUAUGAGAAGUAUUUAAAGCUAAAAACGAAGUACAAUAGCUUAGCUCUAUCCAGAAAAAAUACAGUCAGAUUUAAAUCAUGGAAUUCAUGUUAACAAUAACUAAAAUAUUUCCAGCUCCCACUAUAAAACAAAGAUUAUGAAAAAAUUUGAUGAUAUAAAUGAUGAAAUUUUUAGAGGAGAAAGUCCUAUUUCUUCUCUUUAUAAUGUGUCGAGAAUAUCAAACACAUUGACGCCAACCUCAAAAUAAAAUAUAUUUGGAUAAGAAUAAAAAUAAAAUUUUAUUCCAUCCAAGAAUGAUAUCAUUGUGUUGCAAGUAGAAGAAAACAUAGCGCCAAAUGUUUAUGAGUUUAACCUUAAUGCUGCAUAAUAAGGACACCCUAAUAAAUCUCAUGAAUAUAAUUUAAUAAAGUCUUAAGAUCCAUACAAUGAUGGAAAUAUUGGUCCUUAACCAACAGCUUAAAAUCCCAGCCAAAAGUAAAUAUAUGUUUCUAAUCUCCAAAAUAUAUAAGAAAAAAACGAAAGCAUAAUGGAUGAUAGCUUAGGUAAUUCUAAUAAUUAUUUGGAAUCAUCUAUUUUCCAUUAGUAAAGGCAAAUAAUCUCUCUAGAUUUGGAUCAAAUGUUCAUUACCAAAAAUUAUUUUAAAGAUUACAAUUUAGAUAUUAUACUGAAUUACAUUAGAGACUCUAAGCCUCUAAAGGAGAUUAAUGGGACCUUAACAACAACUAACCAGUUUGCAUCAAUCAAAAAUAAAAAAUAUUCAUUGCAAUUAAACAAAAAAAGUGUUUAUAAAAGUUGA
Molecule: messenger RNA, 3834 nt
Organism: Tetrahymena thermophila SB210
Lineage: Eukaryota; Ciliophora; Oligohymenophorea; Hymenostomatida; Tetrahymenidae
Product: cyclic nucleotide-binding domain protein
Exons: 5
Source: RefSeq, a predicted model, not a curated record